AACAAUGAAAUUAUGUUUAAUUAUAAUUCAGUUCUUGUUUGAAACUGAUGUUAAAGUUAACAAAAAAUCGUUAACAAAAUCUAAAAAUUAAUAAGCACGUUAAUAUUAUCCCAGAAAGCUUGAGUAACAGAACAACCCCAAAACAAAUGAUUUAUAGUUUCAGGAGAGCAACAUAACAGCUCCAAAAUAUUUAUCACGACUCGCAAGAUUGCUUUCUGAGGCUUUUAUGCGCCUCUAGUAGAGGUUCAGCUUCCGGGUAAACGUCGAUAUACUUCCGCGUAACUUCCUCUGUUUUACUUUCAUUGUUGACAGUUUGAUAACUACUGAUAAAAUCUAACACAGUUAACUGGCAGACAGAAAGUCUUUAGCACAUCUGGAAUGACAUGUCGCGAGUUUAUUAGACGGAAUGUUCGCUGCGUCAGUCGUGUUUUAAAUGCGCUCAUGCUACGUUAAACUGUUAGCCUCCUAGCCAGCUCUCCAGCUGCUGUUGGUCUGAAAAUCCGGUCUAAAAGCCAAGAUUAUGUUUGUCGGUGUGUUUUUGUUAUGCUUUUACUUGUUUUGAGUAACCUGAGCAAUAUGGAAUCUGAGGGAAUCGUCAUCCGGAUAAAGACGCCGGUGGGGGACAUGGACUCGCCAGUGGACAGUCCAUCACAUCUCAACUUCAAUGAUUUGCUGGCCGCGAUCAGAGAUGCCAUGCCUGAAGCCACAGUCACAGCAUUUGAGUAUGAGGAUGAAGUUGGUGACCGAAUCACAGUUCGCAGUGAUGACGAGCUCAAAGCCAUGCUGUCCUAUUACUGCAAUACAGUGAUGGAGCAACGCUUCAAUGGACUGUUACCUGAGCCUUUACAGAUAUUUCCACGAGCCGGUAAGACCCCAGGGAUCCGCAACAUUCACGGCCUGAAGGUGAACACGCGGCCCGAAUCCUCGAGUGGCAGGAGCUCCUCUGCAGCUGAUUCCCGCUCCAGCGAUAGUUUGAAGAAGUCUUCAGCUGAGCUUAAGAAGAUCUUGACAAAUGGGCAGAUAAAUGAACAUGACCUCCAGUACCAGGAACAGCUUGGCCAUGGAAAUGGUGGAACAGUUUACAAAGCCUAUCACCUACUUGGGAAAAGAAUAGUGGCAGUAAAGGUUAUUCCUCUUGACAUCACAGUGGAGCUGCAGAAGCAGAUCAUGUCAGAGCUUGAGAUACUUUAUAAGUGUGAUUCUCCGUACAUCAUAAAGUUCUACAGUGCUUUCUUUGUGGAGAACAGAAUAUCGAUAUGCACUGAGUUUAUGGAUGGUGGCUCUCUGGAUGUUUAUUGGAGAAUCCCAGAGCAUGUUUUGGGCAGGAUUGCUGUUGCGGUGGUAAAAGGAUUAACGUACCUCUGGAGCCUGAAGAUUUUACACAGAGAUGUCAAACCAUCCAACAUGCUGGUCAACACACGAGGUCAAGUCAAACUUUGCGACUUUGGUGUCAGCACACAGUUGGUGAAUUCCAUUGCAAAAACGUAUGUCGGAACCAACGCAUACAUGGCGCCAGAGCGGAUAUCUGGGGAACAGUAUGGUAUUCACUCUGACGUGUGGAGCGUAGGGAUCUCUUUCAUGGAGUUGGCUCUGGGCUCUUUUCCAUAUCCACAGAUUCAAAAGAACCAGGGCUCUUUAAUGCCUCUUCAGUUAUUGCAGUGCAUUGUUGAUGAGGAUCCCCCUGUACUUCCAGUUGGUCAGUUCAGUGAGAAAUUUGUCCACUUCAUUACACAAUGUAUGAGGAAGCUGCCCAAAGAAAGACCAGCUCCAAACAACCUGAUGGACCACCCAUUUAUUGUGCAAUAUAAUGAUGGCAACACUGAGGUGGUGUCCAUGUGGGUGUGCCGCAGCCUAGAGGACCGCAAAGCCCAGCAGCCACAGAGACUCAUGUGAACAACACUGACACUGCAGGGAGUUAUGGGAGAUGGUGUCCACAUUCCCUCACUUUACUCUUCCACUGAGAAACAGCAGCUCACAUAUAGAGCACCUCCUCCUCCCAUGCUUGAAUUUAAUGGUGCACGGUGAGAUUAUGCUAGCAUCCUGCAAAUGAGGAUUUUAACCGUGUAUAUUGGUUUCCACUGAUGCAAAUCUUCAGCUUUGUUCUUCUGCAGCCUCUUUUUUUUUAAGUAAAUGUUUCCCCAGAAGAUCAUCACAGGGGGGAUGUUGCUUGCUCAACUCAGCUUUCGUUGAAAAUACCAUCGCUUUCUGUACUUAAAGCAACAAUCUGGUUUUGCCAAAACAUUGUGGGCACGUCAUAAAUCAUCUCGAGUUCAGUGAAACAUUACGGUUUUCAAAUAUAUGGGGUUGUGUGGAGCAUUGCCCCCUGCUGCAGUGCAAGUCAUGCUGCUGUUGUUUUAAAAGCCACUUUUUUGUCGAGUUUCACAAAUGGCCUGCCAGUAGUGGCAAUACCCAAUUGAAGUUAGAAAAAUGUGAUGCCUUGUUAUGGUGGAAGGCGGUGGACGGCAGCUUGUGCACAUAAGCUUGAAUUUUCUUCCUGCCCUUGUCCUACAUAAGGCCAGUUUUGAACUUUAUUCAAGUACAUAUAAACUUAACAUUACUUUAAGGUUUGAUACGUUUUUAGAUCUAUGUACACUACCAUUUAAAAGUUUUAGGAUUUUUUAAAGACAUUCUUUUUCUUAGCAAGGAUGCACUGAAGUGCUCUUAUUAUUAUGCUAUUUUAAACGUCUCCAUUUUUUGGAGUUCUCCAAUAAUAGGUUUACACAAAUCCAAGGUCAAAAAACGUUACGUUUCUUUUAAUGUACAUUUCACGUCACAUAAAAUUGUAAAAAGCAUAUCAAACAAUUCCCAGUCUGUUGAGAUUGGUCUAUUACUUGCAGUAACAAUAACAAUGGUGCUGCUGAUUUCACCAUAUUAAACCUUAACAGGCCACUCAUUAAACUCAUCAGUGGUUACUUUGGGUUACUACAAUACUAUUGAAGUAUUUUACUUUUAUGACCUUAAUGAAAUUAUUUUAAUGUAAUCAAUGUAAAUGAAGUUACCGUAUAUGAUAAGGGGGUAAAUCGAAGUCCAAUGAUGAAACAUUUGAAAGCUAGGUGAUCAACCCGAAGCUCUUGCAUGACUCAAGCAGGACAUUUCAGAGAAUAUGAAUUAAUCACAUUCCUAUUGAGUUCAUGACCAAUCAGAGGCUUUAAGAUCAGUACACACUGGAGGUUGCGCACACUCUUUUGAAGAUUUUUUCAUUAACUAAAGUGAAUAUACGAUUGAUUGUACUUAACAGAUUUGAUAAGCAGCUUCAGUCAUUCUAACAAGAGUUUUUGUGAGGAUGCAUCAACAAAAAACUGUCUUUUUUGACAUGUUGUUGACGAAAAACUACAGAAUGUCAGGGUGGGUCAUAGUAAAUGUAUUCACGGGCAGCUGAUUUGCAUUAUGGAAAUCUGCUUUGUAUAUACAUAAAUCAGUAACAAAUGUGAAAUUGGAAUUGCUGAGGGAUCAUUUUGUUUUUAACAAUCUGCUCUUUCUUUUUGGUUGAUCAAAAAUUCAGUUUUGUUUAUCCAUUCAUUCAUUUUCUUUUCGGCUUAGUUUCUUUAUUCAUCAGGGGUCAGCACAGCAGAAUAACCCGCCAACUUAUCCAGCAAAUGUUUUACGCAGCGGAUGCCCUUCCAGCUGCAACCCAGUACUGGAAAACAUACAUACAUUCACAUUCACACACACACUCAUACAAUUCGGCAAAUUUAGUUUAUUCAUUUCACCUAUGGUGCAUGUCUUUGGACUGUGAGGGAAACAGGAGCACCCGGAGGAAACCCAGGCCAACACUGGGAGAACAUGUAACCUCCAUACAGAAACUCCAACUGACCCAGUUGGGACUCAAACCAGCGACCUUCUUGCUGUGAGGUAACAGUGCUAACCACUGAGCCACUGCGUCACCCAAUUUUGUUAUUAAAGGAACAAAAAAAUUAUAUUAAAAUAUUUCUUUAGAAGACUGUUAUAUUAAAUUAACACUUUGCCAUUGUGUUGCUAAGAAGUUGCUUUUUAAAACCAGUUACAAUAAAUCCCACCAAGCUCAAACUUUUGAUUGGUAGUGUACAUUUCAAUGUUAUACUGCAAAUCAGGUGAGUCUCAUAAACUAUUUAGAAAAGAAAAUUGUAGAAAUUAACUUAAGAUGAGAAUACAGAUGAGAAUGUAAAUUAAAUCACAUUAACCCAGACAAUAUCAAAAUAUCCCUCCCAUACAGACAGAUUAACACAGCAGGAUUCACAGUGCUGGUGAAGAAUGCCAAGAGUGACUCAUAAAAUCCCCUAACACUCCUUUAAGCCAGGAUUUUCUGGUAAAAUGGUAAGCAGGCCCCCAAACAAUACAAAUGUAUACAUCUAAAUGAACUGUAUUCUUUUUCCUGAGGAUUUGAUUAAAAUGAACCAAAAGUUGAUAAUCAGCCCCACCGUUCAUCACAUCUGCCUUCUUUUCUGACAUUUCAGGAACAAUUUUGAUGUUUUAUCAGUGUUACUUGAGCGAUCAUUUUAAAUGCAAGUGGCAGUAAUUAUUAUUAUUUAGAUAUUAUCUGUGGUCACAACUGCCAGUCACCAUUUUAUAAAAUGGUAAAUUGUCAAACACCAAAGCCAAAUACACAGUACUUUUUUUACUGUACUAUUAUUUAUAACAUUUGUUAAUGUUCAGCUAUGUCAAAUUAAUUUCUCAGAUUAUAAUGAACUUUGGCCAAAGCCAAGCCUGACUAGCGACCAUAUAAUGCAAUUGAGGUGAGGUUUGCACAUAAAGCUGAUUUUCUUAAUAAAAUAUUGCAGAUUUCAUUGUG
This is a messenger RNA of Danio rerio (zebrafish), 4768 nucleotides long. The record is from RefSeq and is a predicted model, not a curated record. Lineage: Eukaryota; Metazoa; Chordata; Actinopteri; Cypriniformes; Danionidae.